UUAACAGACAUCAAUUAGUAGUGUUGAAUGUUAAAUAACGAACAGAACGUUACGGAAAAGCGAUAAAUUUGAAUACAAUAUAAUAUCGUUAAAAAAAUUAAGGAUAUUUCAUUAAAAUGGUUGGUACCUCCAAUGGAAAACGGGUCUUUCACCAGUAUAAACCCACCAUUUGUUAUAAUAAACCUCCUUCGGCACAUGUGAAUCCUGCAGAGUACGAAAGUAGACGGUGUGAAGCGCUAGCUGGCGAUAUCAUAGAAACAUUAAUGGUACCAAAACGCACUGCACGCACUUGGACAAUGCAAGCAGGUGAUUUGUGCCGCAUUAGUAUUUGCGAGGGCUCUCAAGUUGGUGAUAUGAAUUUCUGGAAUUUGGACAACAUCAAGGAGCGCUUUUAUUCGGGCAAAACGCGUCAAUUGCACAGUACACACUUGAAGGUUUACGAUCGUUUGUGGAGUAAUUUACCUUAUUUACGUCCGAUGGCUACCUUUGUCUAUGACUCUCUAGCUGCUUAUGGCAUAGAUGAUGAUGGUGGUGCUUUGCAUGAUGUCGUUGGUACGCGUUGUGAUGACUACACUUACAAAUUGAUAACGGGCAAAGAUCGCAUUGGUAGUUGCCAUAGUUCGUUGACAAAAGCUGUGGUGGAGGAGCGUGGUAUGAGUGAACAAGAUGUACAUGAUGUGUGGAAUAUUUUCAUGUGUACUGGUUUCACAAGAGACACUCAACAAUAUUUCUGCAAACCUAGUCCAGCUCGUAAAGGUGAUUAUAUUGAAUUUAUUGCCGAAAUUAAUUUGUUGGUGGCAUUGAGCGCUUGUCCACAAGGUGACGUUUCCAUAACUGUAGGUGAUGAAGUGCCCGACGAAGUUUGUCAUCCACUAAGCGUCGAAGUUUUCCGCAAAAAAUGAUAUGGUUAUUCAAAUUGGAAAGUUUUAACAUUAAAAUAUAUAUACACACAUAAAUAAUAUAUCAAUAUGUAUAUGUAGUAAAUAUUUGAUUCAAAUGACUAUUUAUUUAAUGUUGGAAAAUUAUAUGCGGUUUAUGGAUUACUUAUAUGUAAGCAAAGGUAUAUUGAUUGAAAUAAAUCUUUGAAUAAUUGUUUAUAAA
Ceratitis capitata (Mediterranean fruit fly) is the source of this 1101-nucleotide messenger RNA. RefSeq lists its product as uncharacterized. NCBI's taxonomy places the organism in Eukaryota, Metazoa, Arthropoda, Insecta, Diptera, Tephritidae. The record is from RefSeq and is a predicted model, not a curated record. The transcript is spliced from 2 exons. The coding region runs from base 117 to 902 and encodes 261 amino acids.